Aedes albopictus (Asian tiger mosquito) is the source of this 2848-nucleotide messenger RNA. RefSeq lists its product as uncharacterized. NCBI's taxonomy places the organism in Eukaryota, Metazoa, Arthropoda, Insecta, Diptera, Culicidae. The record is from RefSeq and is a predicted model, not a curated record. The coding region runs from base 58 to 2796 and encodes 912 amino acids. Gene Ontology annotation, cellular component: extracellular region. The transcript has a single exon. Gene Ontology annotation, molecular function: chitin binding.
UCACAAAUCUUUGGCUCAGUAUCGAUUCUGCCCACCAAAAGUGAUAAACGAAAAAAAAUGUUCCGCUUAGCGCUAUUCGCCGCGGUAGCGAUAGCCUUCACGAUUCCGGCCACUUCUGCGCAGCUGGAGAACUUCUGCCAUGGCGUCAUCGCGGGUAUUUUUCCACAUCCGGACCCGCGACUGUGCUUCAUGUACGUUUCGUGUGCCUUCGAGCAGGUGUUUCUGUACCAGUGUAACCAGGGAUUUGUGUUCAACGAAACUAUAUCGGAGUGCGUUCCCGGAGACUGGGAGGACUGCGAUCGGGAGAUCGACCCGGAGUUGGAUCUGAUUUGUGCCGAUGUGUCUUAUGGCGUGUUUGAGUACGAGGCGGACUGCGGGCGGUUCAUCUUCUGUCAACGAGGAAGAGCAACGCUGAUUGAAUGUUUGGAGAACGAGAUUUGGUUUCAAGAGAAGGGGUCCUGUGUGUUUGGAGACCGAGAGACUUGUCAACCGGGCGACGUGUUCUGCAUGGGACGGCCAGACGGAGCGAUUCCGCAUCCAGAAGGAUGUGGGAAGUUUGUUGAGUGUGUUGGUGAGCGCAGCAAUGUUGUGCACUGCGACAGAGGAAUGAUCUUUGAAGAAGGUGGUGUGGGUUGCGUGAUCGGAAGUUCGCAGACUUGUCAAUCUUCGGAGAGUAUUUGCAGUACACAACCUGAUAGUACUCAUCCACAUCCGGAGUUGUGCGACCUGUUCAUGAAAUGUGACGGCAACGAGGCAGUGUUGAUGACUUGUGGACCAAAUGAAAUAUUCCGGCCAGAUAUUCAGUUCUGUGUGCCCGGUAAUCGGGAAACAUGUGUUCCCAGUAGACCUGAAGAAGCUUGCAUUGGCAGACCUGAUGGCAUCGUGCCACAUCCAGAUCGGUGUAAUCAAUACGUUGUUUGUAGCGGAGGUAGCUCAUUGGUGCAAGAUUGUCCCACAGGGCUGAUUCUUCGACCAGAAGUUCCUAUUUGCGUAGCAGGUAACUCGGAUACGUGUGAGUUUAUGGAUGGUGUUUGCGCAGGACGUCCAGAUAGCUACGUAAUAGAACAUCCCAACUAUUGUGGAUGGUUCAUUUGGUGCCAAAAUGGACAAACUAACGUCUUCCAAUGUCCAACAAACGAAAUUCUUCGACCCGAUAUGCAGUUUUGUGUCCCUGGUGAAGACGACACAUGUGAAGCCUUUGAAAUUGAUAGGAUGUGUGAAGGACGCCAUGGGGUCAUAUAUCCCCAUCCGGAUCGGUGCGAUCAGUUUAUACGAUGUGAGGAAGGUAAUCUGAAUAUUAUCUCCUGCCCUGCUUACACCAUCAUAGAACGAGGAACCAUUCAGUGUGUUCCGGGAAACACAGAGUCCUGUGAACUUUAUGUAGAUCUGUGUAGAGGACGACCAGACGGUAUAAUUCCACAUCCAUCCAGGUGUCACCUGUUUAUUGAGUGUCGAUCUGGACAAGUCACUCUUGACUCUUGUCCUGAUGGGCUUAUCUUCGAUUCUUCACAAUCGCAAUGUGUUCCCGGGAAUACGGAGACGUGUGACCACUUGGUCGAGUAUUGCAUUGACCGUCCUGAUGGAGUGAUUCCCCAUCCCAAUAGGUGUGAUUUAUUCAUGAUUUGCACUAAUGGAGUUACGUCGGUGCACCAAUGUCCAUGGGGAGAAAUUCUUCGUCCCGACAUGCAAUUCUGCGUUCCUGGCAAUAGUGAUACCUGUCAGUUUACCCCAAUUGAGGGAAUGUGCAACAGCCGUGAAGGAACCGUAAUCUAUCCACAUCCUUACGAUUGCGCACAGUUUGUGCGAUGCCAGCAAGGUGAACUCAGCAUCGAGCAGUGUCGUGAAGGAACUGUAAUACAGCCAGGAACGAUCCAAUGUGUGGCCGGCAACAGGGAUACUUGUGAGUUGUACUUGGAUAGAUGCAUAGGCGUUGGACAAGAAAUCAUUCCACACCCUUCGGAAUGUCACCUCUUCAUGCGAUGUGAUUCUGGUCAGACAUCUGUUGAUUCUUGUUCUCGUGGCAUGGUGUUCAUAAAUGGAGUAUGUGUCAUCGGAGAUCGAGACGCGUGCGAAUCCUGGCAGUUGGUAUGCGGAGCUAUGGCUGAUCAAAUAAUAGAACAUCCGAAUUUCUGCGAUCUGUACAUCGAAUGCCGUGAUGGAUUAACCAGCAUGCGAACGUGUGCUUCAGGUCUGAUUUUGCACCCGAACAUGCAAGUUUGCACUCCGGGUAUUCAAGACACUUGCGAGUUCAUUCCAGAAGAGGAUAUGUGUGCGGGCCGUGCUCAGGGACGCUUCCCGGUUCCAGAUCAACAGCAAUGCAAUGACUUCAUGACUUGUUCAAACGGAGUCGGCACCUUGGAUUCCUGCCAGGAUGGAGCUGUUCUGCGUCCACGCUUCAUUGACUGCGUUCCUGGCAAUGAGCAGACUUGUGCAUUCUACCCGCACAUUUGUCUCUUCCGACCGAACGAACACAUUCCUCAUCCAGUGCGGUGCGAUAUGUUUGUAUCGUGCAUUUCGGAAAUGCCUCACGUCGUACCCUGCCAACGAGGCGAAAUAUACAAUCCGGAUAGGGACUUGUGCGUUCCUGGUAGUCCCAAUACCUGUGUGUCAUUCGAAGGGAUCUGCAAUGAUCGAGAAGAUGGACUGAUAGAGCAUAUCGUCUUCUGUGACUUGUACAUCGCCUGUACAGGUGGAGUUGCUACCGUUGAGGCUUGUCCUUGUGGUGAAAUUUUCGUAUCGGGACUGCAGCAGUGUCUACCGGGAGAUGCCGAAACAUGCACUUUGCAUGAAGUGUGAUAUCGCGAGAGUGAACAAAAUAAAAUCCUUAUAAAUACUCUAAUAUUAAGAA